AUGGACAUAUUUUGUAGACUACUAUUAAUAGUUGUGUUGACCGUGAACGUGCAAGUAUGUGAGUCUCUGACUCAAUGUUUAACAGGGUGCAGUUGCGUGGCAGACCGUAAUGGCAGGUCACUUAUAUGCAUGGAGGAGAGUGCCUUCGGAGCCAUACCGGACAACAUUCCGGUAGACAUGAUCAAAAUCCGCAUAGAAAAGUCUCAUUUCACCGAAGUCCCCAAGGGAGCCCUCUUAACCGUCCCAAACCUGGAAAACCUGUGGUUGAACUUUAACGACAUCACUCUGAUCAAUUCAAAGGCUUUAGAGGGAUUAAGAAACCUGUCCGAGUUACGUCUCCAAGGCAACAGGCUACGAUCGGUGCCGUGGACGGCCUUCGAAGACACGCCCGCGCUCAAGAUCCUGGACCUGAAGCACAACCAGCUAGACGUGUUGCCCGAACACGCGCUAAAAUACCUGCCCGGUCUGACCUACUUAGACCUCUCUUUCAACCAGCUCUCGGUCAUCUCGAGGGAAGUCUUCCUAAACUGGCCGCUCUACCAGAGAAUACAGAGCACGAGCGGCCAGGAGACCAACCACCAAGGGCCCAACGUCGUGCUGGCGCUGCAUGACAACCCGUGGCUCUGCGACUGCCGUCUGGCGGGCUUCGUGGAGUUCGCCAAGUCUCUUGGCCCGCCCAUCCUCCUGAUGAACUCCUACUUGACCUGCUCGGGUCCGGACGUCAGAGCGGGGAAGUUCUUCCACGAGACGGAGCUGGAGAGGUGUUUGAGGCCCGUGGUCUCCACCCCAUUCACCAACAUCAGCAUGCCCCUGGGGGCGAACAUCACCCUGCAGUGCAUGGCGCGCGGCCGGCCCAAGCCCGCGGUGUGGUGGACAUAUGGCCUGAAGAUAAUCAGAGGAUUUCGCGAAUCCCAGGAAUGGAUCUCGGCCGACAUCAUCAGAACCAGCCUGGUCAUCCCCGCCCUGCACCCCGUGGACCGCGGCCUCUACACCUGCAGCGCCCUCAACUUCCUGGGCAACUCCUCUGUCAGCAUCGCCCUGGAGGUGCUCCACUCUCCCUCCUCCUCCUCCUCCUCCUCCUCCGACGCCAAGUCGCCGUCGUCCCCCAACGGCCCCCGGCCCCGCUCCGGCCUCCCCGUGCCCGGCGGCGGCGGCGGCGGCGAGGAGGACAACGUGUACAUCGACAUCCGUAUCGCCAAGCAGACGGUGCGCGGCAUCAGCAUCGAGUGGUACGCCACGCUGGAGCGGCCCUCGGAGACCUGGUUCACGGUGCACCUGGGCCGCGCCGACGGGGCCCCCGGCGCCCGGGAGGCGGUGCACGUGGGGCCGGGCCUCAACGCCUACGCCGUGUCCGACCUGCUGCCCGCCACCAAGUACGACAUCUGCGUCACGCUGCAGAACCGCAGCCCGCGGCCGGGCCAGUGCCUGGUGUUUGUGACGGGCAGUGACGUCACGGAGAAGGAGCAGCGGGAGAAGCUGAUCCACAUCGUGGUGAUCGUGCUGGCCAUGGUGCUGGCCGUGCCGGCGGGGAUGUACGCGUGCACCACGGACGCCAAGCUGGCCUGCCCCGAGGGCGUGGCGAAGGCCUGGAGGAACAGGCAGCAGAGGGCUGGGGAUCGGGGGGGAGCCGGCAGGGAGAGGGAGAGCACGUUUGAUAGCCUGCAGGCGGCCAGCGACGAGGGACUGGUGAACAGGGAGUCCAGCGAAGACCGAAAGGUGAGGAGGAGGUCUGAAGAUAGGGGGCUGAAGAACAAAAUGGCGGACCACUGCAGACUCACUGCGGAACUGUAUUAG
Molecule: messenger RNA, 1794 nt
Organism: Gadus chalcogrammus (walleye pollock)
Lineage: Eukaryota; Metazoa; Chordata; Actinopteri; Gadiformes; Gadidae
Gene: lrit2
Product: leucine-rich repeat, immunoglobulin-like and transmembrane domains 2
Exons: 4
Coding region: 1-1794 (597 amino acids)
Molecular function (GO): protein binding
Source: RefSeq, a predicted model, not a curated record